This is a messenger RNA of Dipodomys spectabilis (banner-tailed kangaroo rat), 3609 nucleotides long. RefSeq names its product sorting nexin 25 (gene Snx25). The transcript is spliced from 19 exons. Gene Ontology annotation, cellular component: intracellular membrane-bounded organelle; early endosome membrane. Gene Ontology annotation, molecular function: phosphatidylinositol binding. NCBI's taxonomy places the organism in Eukaryota, Metazoa, Chordata, Mammalia, Rodentia, Heteromyidae. The record is from RefSeq and is a predicted model, not a curated record. The coding region runs from base 85 to 3087 and encodes 1000 amino acids.
GCCGCGCAGAGGCCACCGUCCAGGGCAGUGCCGGGGGGCAGCGGGGCGGGAGAUGUGCCUGUCCUUAGCGGCCCAGGAAACAGCAUGCACCCCGAUGCCACCGACAGCAGCGGCGCCGGCCUGGGCCCCGCGCCGGCCGCAGGCGUGCGCGGCCGUCCCGCCCCGGGCUCCGCGGGCCGGCAGCGGAGGGAGUCUGAGGAGAGCGCGCCGGCGACCGCGGCGCCUGGGGGCCCGCGAGGCGGCAGCCGGUGGGUGCCGGUGGUCCUGCCCGCUCUCGCCGCCGUGGUCUUCUCCUUCUUGGGACCCGGCUGCUGGCUGGUGGCGGGAGGCGGGGGCCCGUGCACCGUCCUGCUCCGCCUCCUCCUGUACCUGAGCUCUGCCGCGGCCGCCCUCUUGCUGGGGACCCUCUGCGCCCUCGUCUGCCGGAGCCUGCGCGCCCCGCCGCCCGACUUCGUUUCCGCCUGGAGCCGGGUGGCCACGGCCGCCCGCUGCCCGCUGGGGAAGCUGGAGUGUGGAAACUCACAAGAGACAGUUCAGCCUAGAAGGGUAGUCAUUUCUCAUAAUAUGGAUAAAGCUUUGAAAGAAGUGUUUGACUACAGUUACAGAGAUUAUAUCCUCUCUUGGUAUGGUAACCUCAGCAGAGAUGAGGGACAGCUUUACCAUCUGCUCUUGGAAGACUUUUGGGAAAUUGCCAGACAGCUACGCCACAGGCUGAGUCAUGUGGAUGUGGUUAAAGUUGUCUGCAAUGAUGUUGUGAGGACUCUACUCACUCACUUCUGUGACCUGAAAGCAGCUAAUGCCAGACAUGAGGAACAGCCAAGACCUUUUGUGUUGCAUACAUGCUUGAGGAACGCAAAUGAUGAAGUAAGAUUCCUACAAAUGUGUUCUCGAGUUCUGGUGUUUUGUCUCCUCCCCUCAAAGGAUACCCAGUCUCUCAGCUUACGUAUCAUGCUUGCGGAAAUACUCACUGCAAAAGUCUUAAAGCCAGUGAUAGAAUUGUUAAGUAAUCCAAAUUAUAUUAACCAAAUGCUGCUUGCCCAGUUGGAAUAUAGAGAACAGAUGAAUGAGCAUCACAAGAGAGCCUACACAUACGCUCCUUCUUAUGAAGAGUUCAUCAAGCUUAUCAACAGCAACUCUGAUGUGGAGUUCUUGAAACAACUAAGGUAUCAGAUUGUAGUAGAAAUAAUUCAAGCGACUACAAUUAGCAGCUUUCCCCAACUGAAGAGACACAAGGGUAAGGAAUCUGCUGCAAUGAAAGCUGAUCUCCUGAGGGCCAGAAAUAUGAAAAGGUACAUUAACCAGCUGACUGUGGCCAAGAAACAGUGUGAAAAGAGAAUAAGAAUCCUUGGAGGUCCCUCCUAUGAUCAGCAGGAUGAUGGGGCCUUUGAUGAUGGGGAAGGGCCUCAAAGUCAGAAGAUUCUUCAAUUUGAAGAUAUUUUGGGCAGUCCUUUCUAUAGAGAACACUUUCGAAUAUACAUGGAAAGGAUGGACAAGAGAGCUCUGAUUGGUUUUUGGGAGUCUGUGGAACAUUUAAAGAGUGCUAACAAGAAUGAAAUCCCACAAUUAGUUGGUGAAAUUUACCAGAAUUUCUUUGUGGAAAGCAAAGAAAUCUCAGUGGAAAAAUCCCUUUACAAAGAAAUCCAGCAGUGUCUUGUAGGAAAUAAGGGGAUUGAGGUAUUCUAUAAAAUCCAGGGAGAUGUUUAUGAGAUACUAAAGGAGAGGUACUACCCUUCAUUUAUUGUCAGUGACCUGUAUGAGAAAUUGAUGAUGAAAGAGGAAGAGAAACAUGCUUCCCAUUUGAUUUCCAACAAGGAUGAAAUGGUUCCAGGAGGUGAGGCUGGGGAGGAUACAGUGGAUGAAGGCACCAGUGGAAUUAGUGAACAAGCCAGCUUUACUGUAAGCAAACUAAGAGAGCUAAGUGAGAAACUCGAAUACAAAAAACAAGCUCUAAGUUCUAUUCAGAAUGCGCCAAAACCUGACAAGAAGAUUGUUUCCAAGUUGAAGGAUGAAAUACUUUUAAUAGAGAAAGAACGCACAGAUCUUCAGCUGCACAUGGCAAGAACAGACUGGUGGUGUGAGAACCUUGGCAUGUGGAAAGCCUCCAUUACCAGUGGAGAGGUUACAGAAGAGAAUGGUGAGCAGAUGCCUUGUUACUUUGUCACAGUGAGCUUACAAGAAGUCGGAGGAGUUGAAACUAAGAAUUGGACUGUCCCAAGAAGACUCAGUGAAUUUCAGAAUUUACACCGGAAGCUUAGUGAGUGUGUCCCUUCUUUAAAAAAAGUCCAGUUGCCUUCUCUUAGCAAGCUGCCUUUCAAAUCUGUAGAUCACAAGUUUCUGGAAAAGUCAAAGAAUCAGUUAAAUAAGUUUUUACAGAAUUUACUUUCAGAUGAACGACUGUGUCAGAGCGAAGCACUUUAUGCCUUUUUGAGCCCUUCUCCUGACUACCUCAAGGUUAUUGAUGUGCAGGGGAAAAAAAACUCCUUUUCAUUAUCCUCAUUUUUGGAAAAACUUCCUCGUGACUUUUUCUCCCAUCAGGAGGAAGAGAUAGAGGAAGACAGUGACCUGUCAGAUUAUGGUGAUGAUGUGGAUGGGAAGAAAGACUCCUUGGCUGAACCAUGUUUCAUGCUGAUUGGAGAGAUUUUUGAACUUCGAGGAAUGUUUAAGUGGGUGAGAAGAACAUUAAUUGCUCUUGUUCAGGUCACAUUUGGAAGAACCAUCAACAAACAAAUCCGGGACACAGUGAACUGGAUUUUCAGUGAGCAAAUGUUGGUUUACUACAUCGGUGUUUUCCGGGAUGCUUUUUGGCCAAAUGGGAAAUUGGCAGCACCAUCUGCAAUUAGAAGUGAUGCAGGAAGUCAGGAAACAAAACAGAAGGCGCAGCAAAAGCUACUUGAAAACAUUCCAGAUACACUUCAAAGCCUUGUUGGACAGCAGAAUGCCCGUCAUGGUAUAAUAAAAAUAUUCAAGGCACUUCAAGAAAGAAGAGCUAACAAGCAUCUAUUAUAUGUGCUGAUGGAGCUGCUGCUAAUUGAACUGUGUCCUGAGCUAAGAACUCACUUAGAUCAAUUCAAGGCUGGUCAAGUCUGAGACUGCACAAUUCAGCCACCAGAGAAAUGUCUGUGUAAUAAUAGACAUGAAACAUUUUCCUCUUUUCCACAGAGGGCCUGACUGAGAACCAUAGCAAUUUUUAUUUUUAUUUUAGAUCCUCCCUCUAAUUUCAUGUAAAACAAGCAGAAUUGAGGGGCGGGGAGGGAGACUAGAUACUAUAGUAGGCCACAACAAAAUUGUUUAUUGAUUUUAUUUAAAUACUAUAAAUACUUUAAAGUUCAACAUGCUGGUUGCAAUACAAAUGUUAAUAGGUGAUAAGAAUCUAGGACAUAUUUUAAAUAUUUAUGGAAAUCAGUUUUGUUUUAAAAUGAAGAACUAUGAAUAUUGUACAGUUAAUUUCCUCACUGAGGAUUCUAGACAUUCCUGUGUUAUUUCAUGUGUAUGAGAAACAUUGUUGUGCAAUGCUUUGUGUAAAGUUACUGUGAAAAUUUUAUUGUCUUUAUUUUUACCAAAGAUUUACCAUAGUUUGAAGCAUUUGAAGCAAUAAAAUAUAAAAAUGAA